Gallus gallus (chicken) is the source of this 1977-nucleotide messenger RNA. Its product is annotated as E3 ubiquitin-protein ligase HRD1-like. The transcript is spliced from 2 exons. The coding region runs from base 970 to 1938 and encodes 322 amino acids. Lineage: Eukaryota; Metazoa; Chordata; Aves; Galliformes; Phasianidae. The record is from RefSeq and is a predicted model, not a curated record. Gene Ontology annotation, biological process: protein monoubiquitination; protein polyubiquitination. Gene Ontology annotation, molecular function: ubiquitin protein ligase activity.
AAAAAGCUGUUAAGAAACCCAAGGCUUACUUUGAUUUCGUACAGCACAGCACAGCUAAGGUAGAAAUACUGGUGAGAGGCCCAAAAACUAAUGGAUCAUUAACGGAUUUUCCUUUAAAAUUGAUGUUUAGGUGUAAUAUGUGUUAUUUCAUCGAAAUCCAGUCUGAGGGGAUUCACAAAAUUUACUCAUUCCCGCCAUCCCAGAGGUGGGAUGCAGCACUCAGAAAGAAAGACAUUCCCAAACUGAUCAUGGAAGACAUCCCUGGAAAGCACCAGCAGAGUGCUGACAGAAGAGCAAUGAGGGAACGUUUGAAAAGGCAUUCCUGAAGCAAGAAGAGGAGAACACCAAACCCAAUUUCGACGUAACACACUAGUGCAAAAUGUACAGUUUACUACUGAAGAAGCAGAGGAAAUACACGAACGAUUGGAGUUGGUUUGAUCGGGGAAAAAGAAAGGCCUGUGCAUUGAUGUCCGAUGUAGAGCAUAAAAGGUGGACAGGAAUGAAGGGGAAGGCACAGCAAAUCAGGAGCAGGAGAAGGAGAUUAUAUCUGAAACAUGGGUGGGUGCUGUGGGGGCGGACAGCCCGUGGUGAUGUGCCCAAGCAACAGGCUGUGACAUCACCGGGUGACGGACUGUGACUGCGCAGCCCUCACUGCUCACAGUGGGGUGCCGGCAGGGCCUGGCUCAGUCUGGCUCGUUCCUGGACCCUGCUGAGCAGCUCUGCGAGGCUUGGAGGUCGAGCAAGGUUUUGGCUGUGCUGUGCUGUGCUGGGUUGUGCCUGGGGCUGCUCGCAGCAUCUCAGUGCCUGACCCCACAGUAUCGCUUCUGUUUCCCGGCCCUGCCUUGUGCAGGCAGCCGGGACCCUACCGAGCGCACCCGCAGCAGCGGAGAGCGUGACACCACUGCUGCAGCCCUGGUGAAGAACAGCUCAUCAUUCUCAGUUCUCCCAGCUCACUGCAGCGAGAGGAACAUGGCCGCAGAAGAGGCAUGGACGUGUCCUGUCUGCCGCGAUGUGCGACAGGACACUGCAUAUGCGAUUCCAUGCAACCACACGUUUUGCCUUGGCUGCAUUCAUCGGUGGGCGAGGCUGAGAGCCAGCUGCCCGCUGUGCAGGACGGCCAUGAGGACCAUCCGGGUCCCUGUGCGGGGAGACAAUCAGUACAUGGAGUGCGUCGUCUCCCCGCCCGCAGUGCCAGUGCCCGUCGGCUUUGGCACCACCACCGGCCCCAGCGGCGCUGCGGCAUCUGCUCCACUGUCAGCUCAGCACAGGCAUGUGGAAGCAGCAAGAGUGGGCGGCCUCCUGCCGGAGGAAUGGGCAGCGCUCUUCAGGGAGAGACGCGACCUCCUCUACCCGGUGCUGCCCUGGCUGGAGAACAUCUUCGCCCAGAUCCAGGAGCUGCGUUGGUGGCAGAUCACUGGGCUGGAGAGUGUGAUCCUGGCCCUGCUGUGCCAGAUAGGCCUGGACAGGGAUGUCCUGGUGCAGCGCGCGCAGCCCACCCUGGGACCUGUCACCGCAUCACUCAUUGACGCGCUCAUCGAAAUCAUCGUGAGCCAGUGCGGCCAGGAGGCCCGGAGGCUGCUGGGCCUCGAAGACCCCAGCGCUGCCCAGGCGCAGGACGAUGGCCUCGCGGCCCCGUCCGGUCCCACCUCCUCCCCGCAGGAUACCGCCACCCCCAGCGCCGCGCCCUCCGGCAGCUCCGCCGAUCCCGACACAGAGGAGCUCCCCGGCACGUCCAGAGGGGCCCUUGCCAGAACUCCUGGCCAGCCGGGUCCCGAGGCUGCCGGUCCCUCUGAGCAGGGCCGCAGCCGCGGCUCCUCCGCUCGCGGCCGGGGCAGGAAGCGCUCGGCUGGGGGGCCCCGGCGCCCCGCAAAGAGGAGGGCCGGCAGCGCCCAGCGCGCUCCUCCGCCCUGCAAGAGGCGGCCCCCCCGGCGCCUCUAGCGGGGCUUACACAGCUUUCCAAUAAAAGAUGAAAACGUA